Molecule: messenger RNA, 2195 nt
Organism: Nematostella vectensis (starlet sea anemone)
Lineage: Eukaryota; Metazoa; Cnidaria; Anthozoa; Actiniaria; Edwardsiidae
Product: multidrug resistance-associated protein 1
Exons: 15
Coding region: 357-2195 (612 amino acids)
Biological process (GO): transmembrane transport
Cellular component (GO): membrane
Molecular function (GO): ATP binding; ABC-type transporter activity; protein binding
Source: RefSeq, a predicted model, not a curated record
UGUUAUCAUGUUUGAUAGGCCAUUAAUCUAAACUUGAGCGGUUUAUAAACGCGCGCGCUAUUACCCAUGGUGCAACUGAGGCAAACAAGAUGGCGGUUCUCACGGGACUUGAACAUGACGCGGGCUGCGAUAGAAACCUUCACGUAACUUGUUGAUAUUAUAAGCCCUCCAUUGAACCCUGGCGACUCUAUAUCCUAGCGAGAUUGCCCGCGGCCCUCUGCCGUAUAAUUGAUGCAUUUUUGGUGAUGUUUUGACGCUUAUGCUAAUCAUCUUUGACCAUCAACUAAAGAACUUGCGGAUUUCGAGAAUAUUUUUACACCUUCGGUGAGUGAGAUGCUCUGUUUGGAUAACCCAAGAUGAUGACAGAGGAAGAUGAAAGCACUUUACUGAUAAUAGCCCUAUGUGAUUAUGAUCCUACCGGAAAUAGCGGCCCAGCUAUUGAUGAGGCUGUAAGCAGUGCCCCGGGGAAAGCAUUCCAGCUGCUGUUUACUCGAGGCCAAUUGUUUAAUGUUGUUGGCGGAAAGGCACUGGGCUGGUGGUUGUUUGUGCGAGGUGUUAAUGACGAGGGGUAUGUGCCUAGUACUUGUUUUGUGCCACUACAGCGGGAAAUGACCAAACAAGAACACCAGGAUUUCAUGGACAGUGGUAUUCUCCCAUCACAUAUUAUCAAGACAGACAUUGACCUUAGAUUCUUUCCUGAUGCUCCACAAGACAGGAACAUUAUGGAUAGGGACCAUUGCCCCAGGAAGACAGCAAAUAUUCUAUCAAGAUUGUUAUUUUGGUGGUUAAAUAGGCUUAUUCUUACUGGUUUCAAACGACCGCUAGAAAACACAGAUCUUUGGCAGCUUGAAGAAGCUAACAGAUCAUCUAGAAUAGUGCCAAGGCUCCAACAAGAAUGGAAGAAAGAACAAGAUAAACUCAAAAGAUCCAAAAAGCCCCAGGUUCAUGUGGAGUCAGAAGCUAUUCAUCUGAAGCUUGAGCCAGAGGAAGUGUCUUUCUCAACAACUACAAAGGCUGCAUUCUCUCAGCCUUCACUCAGAAAGGCCUUGUCUAGAGUAUUUGGAGGGUAUUUUGCUGUAAGCGUUGUUCUCAAGCUGGGAAGUGAUUCCUUGCUGUUUGUGCAACCGCAGCUAUUAAGUUUGUUGAUACAUUUCAUCGAGACUCCUAAUGAAGAAGUGUGGCGUGGCUAUGUGUACGUCGUGUGCAUGGUCAUCACUGCCAUACUCCAGUACAUACUCGCCCAGCAUUCUAUACACCAGUCCUUCAUGACGGGCAUGAAGACAGGCACCGCCCUCAUGGGGAUAGUAUAUACCAAGGCUAUGUCCCUCAGUAGCUCAUCAAGAAAGCAGUCUACAGUGGGUGAGAUUGUGAACUUAAUGGCUAUCGACUCACAACGAGUCGUCACCCUCAUAAACACCAUAAACCAGGUGUGGUCUGCCCCCAUGCAAAUAGUCACUGCUAUAUACUUCCUAUACGUGCUGAUGGGGGCCUCCAUACUCGUGGGCGUGGCAGUACUGCUACUGUUGGUUCCGCUAAAUAUCCUGGUGACACGCAUCUCUCGCAGGCUACAGGUGAAGCAACUCAAGUUUAAAGAUGAUCGUGUCAAACUUAUCAGUGAAGUUCUUAGUGGAAUUAAGGUCCUUAAGUUAUACGCCUGGGAAGAGGCAUUCAUGGAGAGGAUCAUGGGAAUCCGUAAAUCCGAGAUCCAUCAUCUCACAAACAGUCUGUACUUGAACGCUUCGGUGUCAUUCACAUUCAUAUGUGCUCCUUUCUUGGUAUCUCUGGCGACGUUCACUGUCUACGUUCUGACUGGAAACGAGUUAACAGCAACUAAAGCAUUCGUGGCCAUCUCGCUCUUUAAUAUUUUACGCUUCCCGCUAGCUGUCUUUCCAAGAAACAUCGUCAACCUUAUUCAGGCUCAAGUUUCGUUUUCGCGAUUAACAGAGUUUCUAAACAUGGAGGAAGUAGAUCCUGAAAACGUGAUACACGCAAUGCCUGCACAUGUGAGUUCUCUCGCCGUUCACGUUCAGCAUGGCUCUUUCUCCUGGCAGAGAGAUGAGCCUGCUGUACUCGACAAUAUAAACCUGGAUGUCCCCGCGGGCUCGCUUAUUGGUCUAAGUCUUGUCACUCUCAGUAUAAACCUGGAUGUCCCCGCGGGCUUGCUUAUUGAUCUAAGUCUUGUCACUCUCAUAUAA